This is a messenger RNA of Colletotrichum orchidophilum, 3354 nucleotides long. RefSeq lists its product as uncharacterized. Gene Ontology annotation, molecular function: DNA-binding transcription factor activity, RNA polymerase II-specific; DNA binding; zinc ion binding. Bases 1 to 3354 code for a protein of 1117 amino acids. The transcript is spliced from 3 exons. The record is from RefSeq and is a predicted model, not a curated record. Lineage: Eukaryota; Fungi; Ascomycota; Sordariomycetes; Glomerellales; Glomerellaceae. Gene Ontology annotation, biological process: DNA-templated transcription; regulation of DNA-templated transcription.
AUGUUUCUACGUUACACGACUACAGCCCUGAAGACAUUUCCAUUCCCCCGGGAGACACCUGCCAUCUCCACCCAGGCCUGGCCUGAUUUGGAGGCCCAACGUGGAUCGCUCUCCGCUGCUCUGCUGCUGCGACCACCGCUGCUGCGGCUGCUCUGUUACUGCUCUGCUGGUCUGGUCCCCUCUGACCCUUCCAGUCAUUCUCCGCCCACUGCAGCGCAGCAUCAUGCUGCGUCGCUGUUGAGAGGUUCCUUCAUCUUGCGCGCCAUGACCUCCAUCGUCAACGGAGCGACCCCCGCGCCCAAGCAGAUCCGCUUCGUCACAAACCAAGGCCAUCCGCCAUCAAAAAGACGCAGGAUCAACGCCGCAUGCCUGACUUGUCGCAAACGAAAGACGAGAUGCGCCGGCGAGCGCCCCAUCUGCUCGACUUGCGCCAAGAAUGGGCACACCUGCUUGGGGUACAAUGAAGUGAUUGAGAAGAAAGUUUCAAGUGGCACCAUCGCCACCCGAGACCCCCACCAUGACGAGGACGAGGACGGAGAGGACGACGAGGACGACGAUGACCACACUCGGGAAGAACGGGAAGAAGAAGGGGGAAACCACGACAAUAGGCAGCAUGGAAAGAAUACAGCCAGCGGUCGGCGCCUCUCUGGACUCAAAGAAGAAGGCGAACAGCCACCCAAGAGCACCACCGACGCCAACGCGGGUCACUCGCCGACAUUCUUGCGACGUUCAUCAGAACAUAGCUCUCGUGACCAAGACCAAAACGCUCGACACCGGCGACCCUCACAUCCUCGCACAACGUCCUUCUCCGACGAUGCACGCAGUACGCAGAGCCGCUCCCCUGUCUCGCACCAUACCGAGCGCCACAGGGUGCCUUACUUUCGCUACUUCGGGCCGACGGCCAUCGUUCCCGGCUACAAGCAGAUGGUGGUGUCCGUACGAGACCGUAGGCGGAGCACUGGUGGCUCUGUCGUUGCUACAUCCCCAAGUUCAGGAUCCAGCGUAGUUCAGUCCAUGGGGAUGGCUCUGUCAGGCAUACCGCAGCAUGAGGAGGUCGUCGUUGCCGACGAGGACCUGCCAGUAUACGAUCCCAACGAUACUGCGCCGGUUCAUCCUCUACUUAUACAACUAGUCGAGACCUUCUUCUUGCAUUUGGGCUGCAACUACCCCUUCCUGAAGGAGGAUAACUUCGUCCGCAUGGUCAAAGAGAAGCGAGUUGAGCCUAUUCUCGUCGAUGCCGUAUGUGCGUUGGCCGCUCGUUUCUCCGACUCGCCACAAGUCGGGCACAGCAAAGAUGAAGAGGCGUCUCAUGCAGAGCAAGGCCAAUUCUAUGCCCACAGAGCAAAGGCUGCCACAGUCGAUACCUUUCCCUGUCCGUCUGUAGGUGCUGUCCAGGCGCUUCUGAUGAUGGCUUACGAAGGUUUUGGGGCGGAUCAAGACAGCGCUUUGUGGAUGUACUUAGGUCUGGCCAUCCGCAUGGCCGUCGACCUGGGCUUGCAGAAGAUGGUCGGUGUGAUAUAUCAAGGAGAAAGAGAUCCUUGGUACACUCGUCGUGGAGACCAAGCGAGCAGUGAUGCGGGAGCAACCGAGGAACCACAAGAGGACAACAGCGGUCUCACCCGCGAAGAACAGCUCGAGGUUGAACAAGAACGUACCGAUACGUUCUGGGCAGUCUUCGUCCUAGACAGGGUGAUAUCUUCUGGAACAGGCAGGCCGGUAACCAUUCGUGACGAUGACUUCGAAUUGGCUCUGCCAGUAUCCACUCUCGACCCGGCCUCGGGCUGGCCAGCCCCUUUCCCCGUCUUCAUCCAAAUCAUUCAUCUUUACGGUCGUGUGUCCGACGUCCUGAAUAAUAUCCGCAACGCAAACGAUCUCACACGGGAGAAGUGGACGAAGCUCGCGCGGAUGGAGCAUGAGCUAACAAAGCUGUAUCAAAAGCAAGAUCCCCGACUACACUUUAGUGUCUCCAAUUUCAAGACGUACUUGAAGUUGGGGCAGGGGACGAACUUUAUCCUCCUUCACUUCUGGUUUCAUGCACUCAUCAUUAUAUUGCACCAACCCACCUUACUCACCCCAUUUGGCUCGUUAAGCCGCACUCAUCAGCUCCUACCUAACAGCCGUGAGCUUUCCAUGUCUAGCGCCAAAACCAUUGCCGAUAUCCUCGCCUUUGCAGAGCUCAUCGAUCCCAAAAGCUUCAUCGGAAACCCCUUCACGUCCCAGCCUAUGUACAUCGCCGCUUGUGCUUUCCUCAUGGAAUCUAUUGCAAAUGCGUCAAAUCCUACGUCGAGAGAAACAUCUCCGCCGACUGAACCCAAGACGGAGGGCCAGAAACAGGAACCGUCUUCGCAUGAGCAAAGGCUAUCUACGAAACAUUCUCUUCUAGCGUCGGCUGCCAACCAGAACUACUCGCGUUGUUACAAAAGUCUCCAGCAGUUACAUAAAUACUGGGGUGGAGUAAAGUACAUCCUAACGGCGCUCGAUCAGAAGUCCAAGGGGAUUUGGGACUGCGAGACAUACACCAACGAGGAGUACGAAAGCGCUCGACUGCCUCGGCGAGGCUCGAUCGGUGGCCGGUUUCCGCACCCGACGACGCCCAAUAUGCCGCCGAUAGCAUGGUCUCUCGCGGGUACGACAAAUUCACCGAACUCGAGCCUUACGCUCAUGUACCAGAAUAUGCACGCUACUCAGUCUGGCAAUCACGGCACGUCGCAACCUCAGCAAUCUAGCAUUCCCACGUCUGCGCCGACACCCCCUGGCAACAUGAUAUAUGACCCCAUUCGCCAGAGCUUACCUGAGGCGGCUCCCCAUUCCAUCUUUGCCACUGCUUAUCCCCAACCAGUCAUUUCUGCAAUGCGACACACGCCGCACCCACACCAACCGCAACGUUUUUCAGUAUCGUCUCUGAGCCCGCCUAACCAAGGAAGGGGCCAUUUACGAUUCGACGGCAUUCAAGAAGAGGAUGUUUCGUCUCCUACGAGAAACGCCGGGCCAAUGCUUCCUACAAGCUCGCACCCGCAACAUACAACAUCUUUCACACCUUCAUCACACAAUUCGGCAACAGGAUAUGAUCAUUCAAUGAUGCCGUCGGUCUCUCUAUCCGGCAACAUGCACGAUGCGGUAUCGCAGCAACACCAUAACGGGCAACACAUCGCGUUUGAUCCAACAUAUGCAAACGCGACAUACUCAUACCUUGGACAUGGUAUGGGUCCAAUCACCGAUGUCAUCACCUUUGAGAACCCGAUUGACAUUGAAGCGUUGGGUUUGCCAAACGAGAUGAUGCCACCCUGGUUAGAAUACCUGCCUGGUGAUGUCUUGGGUCUGUUUGAGAACAACAAUGUAGAUUCAGGCUCAUAA